Messenger RNA from Momordica charantia (bitter melon), 3436 nucleotides. RefSeq lists its product as uncharacterized. Lineage: Eukaryota; Viridiplantae; Streptophyta; Magnoliopsida; Cucurbitales; Cucurbitaceae. The record is from RefSeq and is a predicted model, not a curated record.
AGUGACGACAGACGGGAAACAUAAGGAGGAAGAAAAAACAUUCUUCUUCUUCGUUGGGAUAGAAAGAUAACUAAAAAGUCUUCCUUUUCUUCCACCCUCUUAACCACCAAAAACCCUACUCAUUUUUACUCCAUACUUUCUGCAAUUCAACCCGUUUUUUUGUUUUCCCAAUUCAUGCUUAAAUUAUCUGCAAAGCUACCUGAAUCCGACCCUUUUCUUCAAACUUCUUCAAUUUCUUGCGAGUUGUUCAAUCUGCUAUUGGAGUAGGAAUUUUCAUGGCUUCCACUCCUGCCACGUGUUCACCGAUCUCUCUCCAGCUUCGGCUAGCGCUGAAUUGCAAGAAUUGCGCGAAAUUCCCUUCAGUUCUUGUUCGGGCGAGAGUGAGGAAGCUGGAUCCUCGGGUCCGCAUGACUUGUUAUCCUAUUGUUUAUAAUGGCGCGAUAAUCGAAAGAGCAAAUGGGCAGCGCCGUAGUGGAGUUUGUUUUGCUCGAUCGGAUUCGACAGGCGAUGGAUUCUCAGGGUGGUCGGAAUCGGAUUCCGGGGAGGAGGUUUUGGACUUGCGGAGAAAGACGUGGUUUGGAGGGUUGGUGGGAAUUGGAAUUACUGGAUUCAUUCUUGUUUCGGGAAUCACCUUUGCAGCAUGGUCAAUAAGCAAGCAGAAUAGUUCCAGACAAAAGCCACAAAUGGAGGCCUUAAGUACGCAGCAAGAAUUAUUAUUGGACUCUGAUACUGGAAAUGAUAGGCUGGGUGAAAAUGAAAAAGAAGAUAACAGUGUGAAUGCAGAUGAUAGAACUCUCGCUGGUAAAACAGGUAAUCAUGAGGAAUCUUCUUCAUAUACAGAAAAUGAAGAUCUCGACAAAAAUACAGUUGGUGAUGGUGUUGAUGUCGAGAAGUUAUCAGGAAAUGAUGUUGAAUCUUCAUCCAGCAAUAAUGAUGUCAAUAAUGUUGCUUCCUUCCAAGAAGAUUUCCAAUCUGAUUCCCCAUCAGCUGUUACGUCAGUUGCUGCCGGAAGUUUGAGUUCACUUAUGGAGACUGAUUCUAGUGUAGCUUCCGGUUCUAAAGAUGGAAACGACUGUCAUGCUGUUGGUACAGAAGUCUUAAAUUCUGAACCUGAAAUGAACAUAUUGAAAGAUGGCCCAGAUAACUCUUCUAAUUCUAAUACUAAUUCAUUAAACCCUAAAACUGAUAUUCAGGAUGAAACACCUGACACUAGUGAAAAUUAUGAUUUCAGCUCUGAGCAUAAAAUGAACCUAGUACCUGAGAAGUUACCACUCUAUGAUGAUAGUACAUCAAACCAUAAUUCUGGCAACCAGUAUGAACCACCUGGGCCUCUUAAUGAAAUUUCAGAUUCUUCGUUGCAUGAACUUUCUAGCGUGUCUGGCGACACAGCCAAGGAAUCAGGAUUUGUUGACAGAGAGACUGUGACUGAAUCAUCUAAACAAGUUCUGAACCCCACCAAAACUGAAAGGCUCUUAUCUGAGGCAACUACAUCAACCUUAGAACAGCAAAUAGAAAGAGGAUUAUCUGAAGCAGCAUUUGUCUCUGUCACAGCUUAUCCAUUGGUUGAUGUUCAAGAGAAAGAUCAUGAAACUAUCAUGAAUAGUACUGCUGCCAAACCGGAACUACAAGGGAUUUUAUUUUCUUCUGCAGGUGUUCCUGCUCCUUUGGCUUCUGCAGCUAUAAAAACACUUCCUGGAAAGGUCCUAGUUCCUGCAGUUGUGGAUCAGGUUCAGGGGCAGGCAUUGUCAGCACUGCAAGUUUUAAAGGUGAUAGAGGCUGAGGUUGAACCUAGUGAUCUAUGUACACGUCGGGAAUAUGCUCGUUGGCUGGUGUCUGCAAGCAGUGCUCUUUCAAGGAACACAACAUCUAAAGUAUAUCCAGCAAUGUAUAUAGAGAAUGUUACUGAGUUGGCAUUUGAUGAUAUUACUCCCGAAGAUCCUGAUUUUGCAUCUAUUCAAGGUUUGGCAGAAGCUGGACUGAUUUCAAGCAAACUUUCGAGACAUGACAUUCUUUCUUCCUUUGAUGAAGACCAGGGUCCUUUUUAUUUCUCUCCCGAAAGCCCCCUAUCACGUCAAGAUCUUGUGAGUUGGAAGAUGGCCCUCGAGAAAAGACAGUUGCCAGAGGCAGAUAGAAAGAUGCUCCACCAAGUUUCUGGAUUUAUAGAUACUGAUAAGAUCCAUCCCGAUGCUUGUCCUGCCCUUGUUGCUGAUCUCUCUGUAGGAGAGCAUGGAAUUAUAGCUCUAGCAUUUGGAUAUACAAGGCUUUUCCAGCCGGAUAAGCCUGUAACAAAAGCACAAGCUGCCAUUGCUCUUGCAACUGGGGAGGCUUCUGAUAUAGUAAGUGAGGAGCUUGCAAGGAUUGAAGCAGAAUCAAUGGCAGAAAAUGCAGUUGCUGCACAUGGUGCUCUAGUAGCUCAAGUUGAGAAAGAUAUUAAUGCCAGCUUUGAGAAACAACUCUCAAUUGAAAGGGAAAAGGUCGAUGCCGUGGAGAAAAUGGCAGAAGAGGCAAAGCAAGAGCUGGAGAGAUUAAGAUCAGAAAGAGAGAGAGAAAAUCUCGCCUUGAUGAAGGAACAUGCUGCCAUUGAAUCGGAAAUGGAAGUUUUUUCAAGAUUAAGGAAUGAGUUGGAGGAGCAGUUGCAAGGCCUGAUGAGUAAUAAAGUAGAGGUAUCUUAUGAAAAGGAAAGAAUCAAUAAACUCAGGAAAGAAGCUGAAAUCGAAAACCAGGAGAUUGCCCGCCUGCAAUAUGAGCUUGAGGUCGAGAGAAAGGCGUUGUCCAUGGCCAGAGCUUGGGCAGAGGACGAAGCGAAAAGAGCAAGAGAACAAGCCAAAGCACUUGAAGAGGCUAGAGAUCGCUGGGAAAGGCGUGGAAUCAAAGUUGUCGUUGACAGCGAUCUCCGUGAACAGGAAUCCGCUGGCGAUACUUGGCUCGAUUCUAGCAAACAGUUUUCAGUCAAAGAAACUGUCGACAGGGCCGAGAACUUAAUGGACAAGCUGAAAGUAAUGGCUGCAGAACUAAGAGGGAAAUCCAAAGAGAUAGUCGACAAGAUCAUCGAGAAGAUAGCUUUACUAAUAUCAAACUUGAGGCAAUGGGUUUCCGACGCUGGAAAACAGGCUGAAGAUCUAAAGGAAGUGGCCAUUUCAAGGGCAAGUAGAUCAACAAGUGAGCUGCAACAGAGCACUGCGGAGUUGAGGUUGGCGCUGAAAGAGGGAGCAAAGCGAGUUGUGGGAGAUUGUAGGGAAGGAGUAGAGAAAAUUACCCAAAAGUUCAAAACAUCGUAUGGUGAUUGAGCAGCUGAGUUGAGUUUUCUAUGUAUUGUAAUUCUGAAGAGCACAAUAAAGUUGGCGUCUAGUCUAUUUUGGAAAAUUUUGUAAGGCACUCUCCUAUAAUGGAAACUUCAGUCCAAAUCUACCAUAAAUCCCUACACAUUUAAAUUCAU